Molecule: messenger RNA, 2167 nt
Organism: Dromiciops gliroides (monito del monte)
Lineage: Eukaryota; Metazoa; Chordata; Mammalia; Microbiotheria; Microbiotheriidae
Gene: TBL2
Product: transducin beta like 2
Exons: 7
Coding region: 49-1374 (441 amino acids)
Biological process (GO): endoplasmic reticulum unfolded protein response
Cellular component (GO): endoplasmic reticulum
Molecular function (GO): protein binding
Source: RefSeq, a predicted model, not a curated record
CCGAGACCCUCCCCCUCCCCCCCAUCGAGGUGGCAGCAGCAACGGAAGAUGGAGGUAACGCAGAUGCUGGUGGUGUUGCUGCUGUUCGGGUUGUUAGCCCUGCUGAUAGUGGCGCUCGCAGCGCAGGGCCGGAAACAGUGGAACAAGAAAUCCCGCAGCCACAGGGACGAUGGGAAAUCAAAUGGAAUUUCAUUCCAUAAAUGCCAAGUGCACAAAAAACAAAAGCAACGACACCGGAAGGAAAAGCCUCACCAACACAUUUUUAUCCAUGCUCUUCAGGCCGCCGUCUUGAAGAGCCAUGGCGGGAAUGUCACUAGCAUGGACUUCAGCAACAACGGUAAAUAUUUGGCAACCUGUGCCGAUGACCGCACCAUCCACAUCUGGAGCACCAAGGACUUCCUGCAGCGUGAACAUCGCAGUCUUCGAGUUAAUGUGAAAUUGGACCAUGCCACCUUGGUGCGCUUCAGCCCUGACUACAGAGCUUUGGUCACCUGGCUGGCUAAUGCAGACACUAUCCGUAUUUUCAAGAUGAGCAAGAAAGAAGAUGGUAGCAAUAGUUUCCAGCCUAUUGCAGACGACUUUCCUAAGAGGCACAAGGCACCAGUCAUCAACAUUGGCAUUGCCGAGACAGGAAAGUUCAUCAUGUCUGUCUCCAGUGACACUACAAUCAUCAUUUGGACGCUCAAGGGGGAAGUGCUAUCCAUCAUCAACACGAACCAGAUGAACAACACCUAUGCAGUCAUCUCCCCUUGCAGCCGAUUUGUGGGUUCGUGUGGCUUCACUCCAGACGCUAAAGUUUGGGAAGUUUGCUUCAGCAAAAGUGGGCAAUUCCGGGAAGUGGCCCGUGCCUUUGAACUGAAGGGCCACACCGCUGGCAUCCACUACUUGGCUUUCUCCAGCGACUCCUGUCGGAUGGCGACCAUCUCCAAGGAUGGGACAUGGAAGUUGUGGGCCACAGACGUAGAAUACAAGCUGCAGCAAGACCCCUAUCUCCUGUUGACAGGCCUGUAUGAUGAGGCAGCCACCAUGCCUUGCAUCCUGGCCCUCUCUCCAGAUGCCCAGGUCUUGGCUCUGGCCAGCAGCAACAACAUACGGCUCUAUAACACAAAGCGAGGCGAGGAAGAAGAGAACUUCUACAAGGUCCAUGGGGAGCGGGUGGCCGAAAUGACCUUUGACACCACAGGUCGGUUCCUGGCUUCCUGUGGUGACAAGGUGGUGAGGGUCUUUCAUAACACCACUGGCCAGAGGGCCAUAGUGGAAGAGAUACGGGGACUCCUCAAAAGAGCCCCCACCGAGACCACCCGACAGAGGCUGAAUCAGCAACUGAUCCAAGCCCAGGCUACUCUCAAAAAGCUAGGGGCCGUGAAGGUCUGAGCAAAGAAAAGUUGGACUUCGAAGGGAGCAGUGAGAGAUGAGGGAUCCGAGCCAUAGAUGCUCCUGCUCCCCCCUCUCUCUGGGCCCAGGAAAGCCUUGAAACGGGGGCAUCCUCAUAGGAUCUCCCGCUUGUUUCUCCCCUUUCCUUGCCCCUACCCACUUCUGCCUCACUAGACAUUGUUUGGGCUGCAGACCAACACUAACCGCCCUUCCACCAGCCGAGGCCUGGUCCCAGGUCUCUGAAAACAUUCCAUGUUAGCAUUCUGGCACCGGGAGAAGAGAAAAUCUUUCUAGUCCCCCAGUUGUGUGACUCCAGGCCCAUGAGCCCAUUGUCUUGGCAGCUGCCUUUGUGCAUAAGGUAGUAAUUAAUUAUGGUGCUUUCUGUUCUGGGUCCAAGGCACAGAUUCCAGCCAGACUUGGAGGGAAAGAGAAGUGAGCGGACCAGGUGGAGGGUCAAGUCAGAAUGAACUUUUGUGGCAGCCCAUUUAUAGGCAUGAUUAGAGAUAAGGACCAACUUUCAUUGAAGGGCAGAAUGGGCAGGUGCUUUAUUUCCAAAUAAAAGAGCUAGGGCCAAGAGAUGUCAAAGUUGGGUCAUUAUUUACCCAUGAUUCUUGGCUUGGGGGCAACCCAGGCAGGCCACUAACUCUUCUGUUCUGUUUUCUUCCAUUCCAUAGUUUGUAAAAGUUGAGGAACGAUACCCACCUGUUAACCUACCUCACAGGGGUGUUGUGAGGGUGGAUGAGAGUGUGUCACGUGCUUCCGUUUUGGACAAAAGAUGCUAAAGCUUUCAAUA